Messenger RNA from Eurypyga helias (sunbittern), 1104 nucleotides. RefSeq names its product asporin (gene ASPN). The record is from RefSeq and is a predicted model, not a curated record. Bases 1 to 1104 code for a protein of 367 amino acids. Lineage: Eukaryota; Metazoa; Chordata; Aves; Eurypygiformes; Eurypygidae. The transcript has 7 exons. Gene Ontology annotation, molecular function: protein binding.
AUGAAAGAAUACACACUCCUCUUCUUCCUGGCUUUGUGCUCUGCCAAACCUCUCAUCAGUCCUUCAUAUUUUACACUAAAGAAUGUGAUGCUCCAAGAUAUGGAAGAAGAUGGUGAUGACAAUUCCCUAUUUCCAACCACAGAACCAAUUAGACCACUAAUUCCUUUUGAUCUCUUCCCAAUAUGCCCCUUUGGAUGCCAGUGCUAUGUGAGAGUUGUCCACUGCUCUGACCUAGGUUUGACAUCAAUACCUCGCAACAUUCCACCAGACACUCGUAUGAUUGACCUUCAAAACAACAAAAUUAAAGAGGUCAAGGAAAACGAUCUCCAAGGACUCACAUCGCUUUAUGCACUGGCUUUGAACAACAACAAAAUAUCCAAGAUCCAUCCAAAAGCCUUUCAAUCAACAAAGAAGCUACGGCGACUGUAUUUGUCCCAUAACCAGCUAACUGAGAUUCCAACAAACCUACCCAAAACUUUAGUAGAGCUCAGAAUUCAUGCUAAUAAGGUUAAGAAGAUCCACAAGGAUGCAUUUAAAGGAAUGAAGUCUCUGCAUGUUUUAGAAAUGAGUGCAAAUCCUCUUAAUAAUGAUGGAAUUGAGCCAGGGGCUUUUGAAGGAGUAAAUAUUUAUCAUAUAAGAAUUGCAGAAGCUAAAUUAACUUCAAUUCCUAAAGAAUUGCCCACCAGCCUGCUAGAACUUCAUUUAGACGACAAUAAGAUCACAGCAAUUGAACUUGAAGAUUUUAACCGGUAUAAAGAUCUUCAAAGGCUAGGCCUGGGGAAUAAUAAAAUCAAAGAUGUGGAGAAUGGAAGUUUUGCCAACAUACCAGGCAUACGUGAAAUCCAUCUCGAGAAAAAUAAGCUCAAGAAAGUUCCUCCUGGAUUACCUGAACUGAAGUAUCUGCAGGUAGUCUUCCUUCAUUCUAAUCACAUUGCAAAACUGGGCGUGAAUGACUUCUGCCCCACAGGAGGAAGAAAGAAGAAAGCGUUAUACAGUGGCAUAAGCCUCUUCAAUAACCCUGUAAAGUACUGGGAGGUUCAGCCUUCGACUUUCCGUUGCAUUUUAGCCAGAAACAGUGUGCAACUUGGAAAUUUCCUCAAGUGA